Molecule: messenger RNA, 2244 nt
Organism: Penaeus indicus
Lineage: Eukaryota; Metazoa; Arthropoda; Malacostraca; Decapoda; Penaeidae
Exons: 5
Coding region: 1-2244 (747 amino acids)
Source: RefSeq, a predicted model, not a curated record
AUGACAACUAUAAGCCGAUGCUGUGCGUGCACAACGCGCAAUUGCUCAAACUGCAUUUGUGCAAGAAGACAAAGGCAAUGUACAACAUGCAGAGUAGGCCCAGCGUGUCACAACAGAGGUGAAACACCUGGAGAAAGGAUAGAGACAGACAGGAUAAUUGCUGAAGAGUCACACCACGAACGAGCUCCAAUCGCCCUAAAAAUCGCUGCAAUACUUCCCCACUUAAUAUGCCAGAAAACACACAGGAAAUCAAAAACAACAGACAACGUAAAAGCCAUGAGGAGAAGGAUGGAAAAAUGGAAAACAGGAAACAUACACGGACUCCUUAAGGAGGCAGAGGCCCUACAAAACAAGAUUAAAAAGAUAAGUGCAAAGAAAAAGGAACUGGAUAACUGUAGGAAAUUUGCUAACCUAAUGCAGCAAGGGAAAGUGACGAAAGCAGUAAGGAUCCUGACAUCUGAAGACAACGCAGGAACCCUACCUCUAGACGACAACACACGUCGACUACUAAAUGAAAAGCACCCACCCGCCCAAGAGGCACCCCCUGAAACACUGUUUCGUGGAGAAUAUCACCCUCCACCCCCGGAAAUAUUUGAAAGUAUUACCGGGGAAAAGAUAAGGAAAUUUGCGCUCCACACAAACGGCGCCGCUGGACCCUCAGGGCUGGAUGCAGAAGGAUGGAAGAGCAUUCUGAGCACCAGCAAAUUUGGAAAUGCUGCAAAUGAUUUAUGUAAGGCCAUUGCAGCAUUGGCAAGAAAACUCGCCACGGAGAAUUGCCAAAACCUCGAUGCCCUAACGGCCUGCCGAUUAAUAGCAUUAGACAAGAAGCCAGGAUGCCGUCCCAUUGGUAUAGGAGAAGUCCUGCGCAGAAUAAUCGGCAAAGCCAUAAUGGAUGUGGUGGUAGACGACGUCAAGACAGCAGUUGGAAAUCUCCAGGUGUGUGUGGGUCAGCAAGCAGGAUGUGAGGCGGCCAUACAUGCAGUACGAAAGAUCUAUGAAGAUCCUAAUUGUGAAGCAGUACUGAUGGUGGACGCAGCAAAUGCUUUCAAUAAUAUAAACAGGAAAGCCACAAUACACAAUAUAGAAAUAAAAUGUCCAAGCAUUGCUCAAUAUAUAAAAAACACAUACAGUCAACCAGCAAAGCUCCACAUAUAUGACAAACAGACAAACACAUGUGAAACGAUCGCGUCAAACGAGGGUACAACCCAGGGCGACCCAAUCGCUAUGGCAAUGUACGCUCUUGGUCUCCUUAAGCUACAGGAUCACAUUAACUUCAGUGAUACAAACAUCAAGCAGGUGGCUUAUGCUGACGACCCUAACAGGUGCUGGAAAGAUUACACACUUACAAAAAUGAAUAGCCAAAUCAUUAUAACAUCUGGAGGGGAAAAACACCUAGGAGCAAUUCUUGGAACAAAUUCAGCAAAAGCAGAAUACGUUAAGAAACAAGUUUACAAAUGGAUACAUGAACUGAAGUUACUAGCACAGUUUGCAGAAGUAGAGCCCCACAGUGCUUACACAGCAUUCACAUUUGGCAUGAAACACAAAUGGAGCUUUCUGAUGCGGACUGUGCCAGGAACUGAACAAUUAUUUGAACCCUUAGAAGAAAUAAUAAGAAAAGAAUUGAUACCAGCUCUAUCAGGAGGACGAAACCCCACGGCAAUAGAGAGAGCAAUCCUGGCACUUCCACCAAGACUCGGGGGACUCGGGAUAACUGACCCAUGCAGGAUUGCUAACACGGAACACCAAAACUCCAUCAAGCUAACAACCAGCCUAACCCAAUAUAUCAUAGCACAGGACAGCCUCACUCAACCAGACCAAAAAGAAAUGAAAAAAAGACUUGAAAUGGCAAGUGAAGUCGGAGCAUCUAACUGGCUGACAACUCUCCCAAUAAGAUCAAAGGGGUUUAGCCUGAACAAACAGGAGUUUGUUGACGCUAUAUCCCUCAGAUAUGGAUGGGCAAUUGAUGGGCUCCAACAACAAUGCACCUGUGGCUCAUCCUUUGACCCAAACCACGCAAUGACCUGCAAGACGGGUGGCUUCGUCUGCAUGCGUCAUGACGAAGUGAGGGACGUGACAGCCCAAAUGCUGGGCGAGGUCAGCCGAGAUGUCAGGGUCGAGCCAUCCCUCAUUCCCACGGCGGGGCGGAACUUCUCGCUCCAAUCAACAAACACCGCCGAUGAUGCCCGCCUGGACGUGAGUGCCAAUGGAUUCUGGCAUCGUCAGAGGCAAGUCACCUGCGUCUAA